GACGGAGGUUCCCUAUUGAAGUUCUUUAUCGGAAGCGGAGAGCAGAUCAGCACGUUUGUGUGCAAGGGCCUUCAUUUUAUACUGUUUUUGGGAGCUAGAAAACACACAAGACCAUCAAAAUGUUCCGGACUAUGAUUAGUCAGUCUAAGAAGCACCCCAGUUUGAUCCCUCUGUUCAUUUUCAUUGGCACUGGAGCUGCAGGUGCAGGCUUGUACCUCGCUCGCCUGGCAAUGCGUAACCCUGAUGUCAGCUGGGACCGCAAGAACAACCCUGAGCCCUGGAACAAGAUGAACCCCACUUCCCAGUACAAGUUUUAUGCUGUGAACAUGGAUUACAGCAAACUGAAGAAGAAUGGACCUGACUUUUAAAUAUACCUCUCUUGCCAGACAGCUCACCAAAGCAAAUCCGUACAGAAAUCACGAAGCGACUCGCACAAAGAAUUAGUGUUUAUACUGUAUCUCAAAGGGUAACUUUGUCUGCAAUAAUGAAAUAAAGCUAAUGCCUCUUGUAAAAA
Molecule: messenger RNA, 514 nt
Organism: Polyodon spathula (Mississippi paddlefish)
Lineage: Eukaryota; Metazoa; Chordata; Actinopteri; Acipenseriformes; Polyodontidae
Gene: coxfa4a
Product: NDUFA4 mitochondrial complex associated a
Exons: 4
Coding region: 120-368 (82 amino acids)
Source: RefSeq, a predicted model, not a curated record